This is a messenger RNA of Anolis sagrei ordinatus, 7960 nucleotides long. Lineage: Eukaryota; Metazoa; Chordata; Lepidosauria; Squamata; Anolidae. The record is from RefSeq and is a predicted model, not a curated record.
AGUCCACCUUGGAAUCCAAUUCUGGGCCUUUAUUUUGUUGCCUUUGCUUCUACGACUCGGCCUGGAGAUGAAAGAGAGAGACGGGAUAUCAAGGCAGGUGGAGGCUUGAGAAGGCCACAGCCCUCUUUUUUUCCCUUUUCUUUGCCCCAAUUUUCAUCCAGGACAAGAGGAGAGAAUUCAGUCUAACUCAGAGAUUUCGCUUAGAUAUUUCCACUACUUUCCCCUUUUCUCGGUGGGGACAAAAGAAGGGGAGGCCCUGCUAUUUUUGUAUGUUUUUUCUAGAUAGAUACUUGCUUCUCUAUAGGAAGGGGCUGUUUUCCUGUUGACAACCCCACCCUCAGCAUCUUUUCUUGACAAUCCCAUAUAGAAACAGUAGUAUCUAUUUCCCUCUAGCCUGUUAAGGGUAGAUAGUAAUGUAAAUCCUUAAAAGGGAGGGCAAAUCAAUCUUUGGCGAGCAAAGCAUUAGAAACCGCUUUGCUGAGUAGCUUUCCCUGAUCAAGUUGAGGUCUUUGAUGGAGAAUUAACCAUUUGAAUAGGCUUUCCUGCAUCCCAUGGGGUAGUCAGGGUGGGAGGAGGCCAGCAGCCCCCUCCCCAGGUUUCCUUCCCUCUCAUGGAUGGGAAUUCUUAUUCUGUUUCUCAUCUCUCUGUGUUGGGAUGUCCUCAUGACCUGAGAAAGGUUCUGGACCUGAAAUGACUGGAAAUAGUUUGGAGCAGAUGGAGUUUGACAGUUACUAUCUUGGCCAAACUGCCACUUAAACUGAGAUGUGUGUUCCUUUUGAACUGAGGAUUUUCAGAGGUUUGGAUCAUGACUCUCCCUCUCUUCGGUUUGGAUAAUUUGGCCAGAAAGGGCCCCUCGUGUUUUCUUCUACUCUGAUAUGGAUCUUUUGGACAAUUGUGAAGAACACUAAAAAAACCCCAAAACAACUCGAUUUGUUCUGUGCUUUGCAAUAAAGCUGGAUCCUGAACUUGGUUGUGUGUGUGGAAAAGUGACAGCAACCUACUUGAAAUAUCAAGUGCAAUGCAGAUUGGCUAAAAAGUCGUCUCCUUGCCAAGGGCUCCAAUGAGUGGCUCACAGUCCGCAAUCACGGACAGGUUUCCUCUCAAAAAACCUACAAGGCACGGCAGCAUUCUGAGCAGAGAGUCUCCAGCAGAUAAGAAACAGAAGGUUGAGCGCUGCAUCAGUGCCCACGACUUUGACCCGACAGACAGCUCCUCCAGGAAGACAAAGUGUAGCUCGGACGAGAGUAGAUCCGAGACGUAUGGUCUUGUUCAGCGUUGUGUUAUUAUACAGCGGGAUGAAAAUGGAUUUGGGUUGACAGUCAGUGGAGACAAUCCAGUCUUUGUACAGUCUGUCAAAGAAGAUGGCGCAGCCAUGCGGGCUGGAGUUCAAACUGGCGACCGAAUUAUUAAGGUGAAUGGGACCCUAGUAACACAUUCAAACCACCUGGAAGUGGUGAAACUGAUAAAGUCGGGGUCCUAUGUAGCCCUCACUGUGCAAGGGCGCCCACCAGGGUCGCCCCAGAUACCUCUGGCUGAUUCCGAGUUGGAUCCGGCAGCGUUUGGUCAUAUGUCUCCCAUCAUGACAUCUCCUCACUCACCGGGAGCAUCGGGAAACACGGAGAGGAUCACAAGUCCAGUGCUGAUGGGGGAAGAAAAUAAUAUUGUUCACAGCCAGAAAGUGGAGAUUUUGCGGAAGAUGUUGCAGAAAGAACAGGAGCGGUUGCAGUCUUUGCAAGAAGAUUACAGCCGCUCCCCUGCCUCCCAGCUGCUGAAGGAGAUCCAGGAGGCCAAGAAGCACAUCCCUCAGCUGCAGGAACAGUUGUCCAAAGCAACAGGCUCCAUCCAGGAUGGGGUCUUGUCUUCCAAGUCUGUGAUGGAGUCUUUGCAAAUCAGCGAGAUAGAAGCAGAAAGAGGGGACGGGCUGAACAGAGGAGACAGCAGUUUUGGGGACAGCUCCCAUACGAAUAGUGAUCUGGCUGAGAGUCCCCGGAGCGGCUUGAGAGAACGAAUGUAUCUCGACGAGAGUCCAGAAAAGAGCGAGACUCAAGAUACCGACUCCCAAUCUAGUAUCGGAAGCCCCUCGUCUCGCAUGGCACCCCCAAUCAUCGGAGCAGAGGAUGAUGAUUUUGAUGGUGAACAGGAACAGAUCAAUGGGCAGUGCAGCUGUUUCCAAAACAUUGAGUUGCUCAAGUCCCGCCCCGCUCACCUGGCUGUCUUUCUGCAUCACGUCGUGUCGCAAUUUGACCCAGCUUCUUUGCUUUGCUACCUUUUUGCUGACCUUUACAAACAAACCAACUCCAAAGAGACUCGUCGUGUCUUUGCUGAGUUCAACCAGUUUUUCUUGGAUAAAUCUGCAAAUCUGAAGGUUCCAGUCCCAGAUGAAAUUUCUGUAGAUUUAGAGAAAAGACGCUUAGAUUUGAUUCCCGAAGAACUGCACCGCCACUAUAUCCACACUAUGCAAGAGAAAGUCCUUCCUGAAGUUUCCAAGCAUCUUGAAGAUUUUAGACAGAAACGCAGCAUGGGGUUGACCUUGGCAGAAGGGGAGUUGACCAGGUUAGAUGCCGAGCGCAUCCGUGACCGGACGACGCAGGAGAAGGAGAGAAUUUGCGCAGAGCAGAUCAUUACCAAAAUUGAGGAAGUGCUGAUGACCUCUCAGCCCAUAGAAGAAGAAAAGAGUUCAAGCAUACAGUAUGUCGUUCUCACCUACAUGAAGCACCUUGGCGUGAGAGUCAAAGAGCCCCGGAGUCUGGAUCAGAAGCGGGGACGGAUCGGAUUCCUGCCAAAGAUCAAGGUAAAGCAAAGCAUAAAGAAAGAGAAGGAAGGGGAUGAAAAGAAGAGGAGAGUCUUCCCCAAUAUCCUGGGACCCCCAAGAAGGCCGAGCCGCCACGACAGUUAUGCAAUAGGCAGAGCCAUGGAAAUACAGAAGCAGCGUCAUCCGAAGCACUUAUCCUCCUCUUCCUCUGUCAGUCCGGAGCCAGCAGACUCUGCCAGGAUGCGCCAAAGCGGCUCCAUUGAGAGCACAGACGCAGCCCACCCUCCUGCCAACCUGGUGUCCCCUCUGGGAGCCGGUUCCUCUCCUUCUCAAGAAGGAAACAAAGAUAGCGAAGCAGGUUUGAAACAAGUUGGAGAAACUCCUCCUUCAGGCGACUCUGUGGACGGUACGCCUCGCACAACCAACACCAUCUUUGAUUUCCCAUCUCCUCCAUUGGACCAUUUGUUGGAAGAGGAAGGUGACUUUGACAGGUUAGCAGAAUCAGGAACACCGAAAUCCUUCCGCAAGAUGGACAGUUUGGGCGCAGGCGAUAUCCAGAGCGAAGAUGAGCUGUUUGAGUUUGAUAUGGAGACAGACCCACCCAACUGGCAGCAACUUGUGAGCCGCGAGGUGUUGCUUGGCCUGAAGCCGUCUGAGAUUAAACGCCAGGAAGUGAUUAAUGAAUUAUUUUACACUGAGCGUGCUCACGUCCGUACACUGAAGGUUCUGGACCAGGUCUUCUAUCAGCGUGUGUCUCGUGAAGGGAUCUUGCCUCACUCGGAAUUGCGGAAGAUAUUUUCAAACUUGGAGGAUAUCCUUCAACUCCAUGCUGGAUUGAACGAGCAGAUGAAAGCAGUGAGGAAACGGAAUGAGACGUCUGUCAUUGAUCAAAUUGGAGAGGACUUGUUAACUUGGUUCAGUGGAGCAGGGGAAGAUAAAUUGAAGCAAGCCACUGCCACCUUCUGUAGCAACCAGCCCUUUGCUCUAGAAGUGAUCAAGUCGCGGCAGAAGAAGGACUCUCGCUUCCAAACCUUUGUCCAGGACGCGGAAAGCAACCCACUCUGUCGCCGACUGCAGCUAAAAGACAUAAUUCCCACCGAGAUGCAGAGGUUGACCAAAUAUCCCCUUCUGCUGGAUAAUAUUGCAAAGUACUCAGAACAACCUGGGGAGAAGGAGAAAGUGAAGAAAGCCGCCGAUCAUUGUCGACAGAUUCUCAACUUUGUGAACCAAGCAGUCAAAGAAGCAGAAAACAAGCAGCAUUUAGAAGACUACCAGCGCCGACUUGAUUUGUCCUAUCUGAAACAGUUGGAAGGCCCUAUGCUAGAAGAAUUCAGGAAUUUAGAUUUAACCAGGAAGAAGAUGAUUCAUGAAGGGCCCCUGACCUGGAAGGUGAAUCGUGACAAGACCAUUGAUCUCUACACGCUGCUCUUGGAGGACAUUCUAGUGCUGUUGCAGAAGCAAGACGAUCGACUAGUACUGAGAUGCCACAGCAAGAUCCUGGCCAAUGCUGCGGACAGCAAGCAUACAUUCAGCCCAGUCAUCAAACUGAACACGGUGCUGGUGCGCCAAGUGGCCACAGAUAACAAAGCAUUCUUCGUCAUCUCUAUGUCGGAAAAUGGAGCCCAUAUUUAUGAACUGGUGGCGCAAACUGUCUCAGAAAAGACUGUGUGGCAGGAGCUCAUUGCACGGAUGGCAGGAACGGUGAAAGUUGGCAGACGAGUGAUUCCGUUACCUCAGUCAGGACCCUGCGAGGAAGACCACGAGGAAGAGGAUCAGAAACUGAAAGAAGAACAAACCACUCCCGAGAGCAGUAUGCAGAGCCCAGAUAAAGAUCUGGAAAUGGAGUCUCCCUCAGCCACCACAUCGGAAAAAGCAGAAGCGGAAGAGCUCUUGGAGGCCGACCGGCGGUUUAGAGAGAAAGCACCGGCGGAUUUGCUGAUCAAAGAGCCCUCCGACAGCUUCAGCCACAGGGGCACAACAGAGCUCUUGUUCCCAAUCUCUGAAGACCGGUGGGCUUUGGAUGCACUACGGAAUUUGGGCUUGUUGAAGAAGUUGCUGAUGCAGCAGCUAGGCAUGACUGAACAGCAGUCCCUUGAAGACUGGCAGCGGUUUUCCAGGCAUAGGACAGUUUCUCAGGGGGCCCAGGUGGAGAAGAGCAUCCUUAGAGGACAGCAGCGCUCAGAGAAGGAGAGGGCAUCCCUGCCUGGGGUUAGGAGGAUGCCCUCCAGCACGGGAACAAGUAGUGUUGAGCCUUGCUCUGGUCACCGGACUUCGGGUGAGUUUGUGCAAGCAGGGGACACCACGCCGAGUAGCAGUCAGUUAAUGGACCCCUUGAGCACAAACCCAGAGACUCCCAUUACUGAGCUGGAAGGGGUCAGCGCAGAGGAUGGCGGAGAGCAUUUCUUUGAUGCCCGUGAAGCCCACAGCGACGAGAACCAGUCAGAAGGCGAAGUGACAGAAAGGAAAGACGUGGAAGAGGUGCAGUUGCGGAUCUCAGGAAAUUUUUUGAUCCUUGAUGAUUAUGGUGCAGCCCAGGAGAGCUCCACUGAUGAGGAGGUGGCUUCGUUGGUCCUCCGGUGCACUGCUGGCAAGAGCGCUAUGGACUCUGCUUCCCAACUGCCAGCAUCUCCGCAGGAGGCCCAGCAUCCAGACCCAGGAGCCAGCUCACCUUUCCCUGCUGGGGAUGUGACGCCCUCCCAUUGGGAAGCCACUAAGGAACCCUCCUCCUCAGACGUAUUAAGGCCUCCCUUCUCUCCGGAGUCACGCUCCCUAAUCAUGUAUUACAUCCAGAAGAUCGAGGCCAACUUGGAACACUUAAAGGAGGUCGAGGAAAACUAUGCGACUCUUCAGCAAAGGCUGGCUGGAUCAGUCCCCACGGAUGAGCACUCAGAUAAAAGUUAGUCCCUCUUUCUGCAAGUGGCUGAAGGUUGGAUGGAAGCAGCCUUGCUCGGUGCCUGCUGGUUUCUGCCUGGACUUUGGGGGGCGCAAGAGGCCUCUCUUUCCAUGGACCAUCCAAGCACAAAGUGGAGGGAUGGGCAGUUUCCUUUGGGGCCUCUGCACUAGCCUGUUGGAGAGGGGCGGUGAUCUUGUCCUUCUCCUCUUUCUACAUGAAAUUCCUAUUUUGAAACAAGAGGAAAUAAGGAACAGAGAGAGAGAAAAAAAAGAAACCAAAUGUAUAAAGCUUUGGGUGUAGGAUAUACAAAUGUAUUUAGACAUACAAAAAAAAAAUAUCGAUGUAUUUAUUUGACUUCAUUCCGUGUACUGAAAGCACACUUUAAUUUGUAAUUUUUUUUUUUGCUUUAAGAAAAGAAAAUGGAUAGUGCCAGUUUGCAGGCCUCCCUCCCAGCAUCCCUCUGUUCUCGAAUCCAGGGUGGAGGAGUGUAAACCUGUCUUGGUUUUUCACUGGAUUGGAUUCCACAGCAACCAGUCCACCUCUCAAAAAAGAGUUUCCCAUGUAAGAUUCAGGAAAUAUAGGCAGGCCUUUCUCGUGUGCAAUGACACAAUCAGGCACUUGAAAGCUGGCAGUCUAGUCUCCCUUUGGGCUCUCCUUCAGUAAGAUGCGGACGUAAGAGGAGGAAUGGAAAGGGAUUGGAGUUCUGGUUCUGUCCCGAAACCCUCAACUAUGGCUUGAUCAUGGUCUCUCCCAGAAGGCAAUCCCUUGGCCUUUCUGUCUUUUGGUGUGGGGAGGACCUUUUACAGAACAGGGCAAGCAUGAUCAAAGUCUCUCUGGAUCACGGUGCAUCUGCCAAGUCCCUUGUAUUGUAGCUGCCACUGGAGGUAGUAGCCGCAUGCUGCUUCUGCCUAUGAAGCUAGGGCUCUUCACUACCGUUGUUGAUCAUUGUGUGGGGAAAGGGAACACGGUUUGGUUUGGGGUAAUGUCGUUUUGCAUUGUUUGUGCCAAAGUGCUCUGAAAUCACACUGGUUGGGGGACAGAGAGAAAAAAAACAUAACCAGAAUAGCUAGUGUAAGUAUUUUUUUUUAUAACCAAGUCUUUGCAUCAUGAUGUUUUUGAAGCCAAACUGUCUUUCAGAAUGCAGCCGUAAGCCUCAGGAGCACGGCUGGAAAAUACAGAAAAGUGCAAUCUGGUUUUAACCAGUGUUGAGACUGGGCCAGAUGGUACUGGUAUGAGAGACAAUUUGGGAUGCAACUUCUGCCUUGGAAACUUUCACUGCAAGAGGCUGUUACAGGCUGCUGAUGACUGUUUUCCUGCACCAAGUACCCACCUGGGCCUUUUAUUUUGCUUCUAAAAGUGCCAAAUUCUAGAAGCCCUUCUCCCUUAAUAUUGUGCCCCUCCUUGCUAUAUUACAUUGUAUGCACUAUGGAGUGUGGAGCAUCUUUCCUUUUCCUCCUCCUUCCCGCGUGAAGGUCAUACUGCCUGCUCCAUUAACACAUAAACACAUUUUCCCUGUAGCUAUAAUGGCCACGAAUCAGAACGGCCGUUUCCCAGCCAUGCGAAGCACAAAACCUCUCCUUUCUCUCACCGGGAGGAGAAAAGAGUAUUGAAAUGGACCAGCUGAAAUGGGUGAUUUGUAUUCCCGUCCCUGCCCCCAGAUAGUUCAGAUCCAUCAUAAACCGAUGCAUAGUAGUGAGAUGGAAAGAAGAUUCUGUUUUUCCAGGGCCCAAUUGCGUGACUCAGGAUCAGCGGCAGGAAGCUCUUUGAGGCCAAAUGCUCUCCUUUCGUACGUAGGGGGGAUUUCCGUUAUUGGUGCCAACCCAAACACCACAACAAUCUGCUAGUUUUCAUUUCUCAAAUUUCUAGUAUUCUAGUAUUUUCUGCUUUUCUGAAGCAUUAUUUUGCCAUCGCUUGUCCUUACAAGACUGUGCCUGAGCUGACGAAAUGAACUCGGACUUCUAACUUCCUAACGUUGGAUGGCAUUUUUUGUAGAUUUGUAACUGUGCUGACAUUGAGCUCAUCACAUUUUUCACCCUUUUAUUCUCUUGCCAUACAAAGCCCAGGGAAUGUAUGCCUGGAUCUAUCAGGAAACCUUUUGGAUCUCUCCCUAACUCCAGUAGCUUUCAAACAAUCAGGAGACAAUCCAUUGCAGAUAAUAAUUAUCAGCCCCUUUGCUGCUUCCUUGUUGCAAGACUCCCAUACAUCUCUUACUGCGCUAGUCCUCAGAUUAUAAAUUUCACCAUGUUGUGGGAAUGGAAGUGUUUUUUAGCAGCUUUAAGAGGUGUCUGGAAACCAGGCUGCCAAAUUCCUGGGGG